GAAGCGGAGGACAGAUGAUUUGAUACAAAGUAACAGUCGGCAGUUGAAUGCAUUAUGAGCUCAUCACGAUUAAAGUUUGCGCUGCUGGUUGUUGUUUACAGUGUGUGUCAUGCGCUGGAGGGAGGGAUGUUGUUUCCCAGAGAAUCUCCCACCAGAGAAGUGAAAGAUGUCAGCGGGUUGUGGAGCUUCAGAGCGGAUUUCUCUCCGGACAGGAAGCAAGGCUUUGAGCAGGCGUGGUACAAGAGUCCACUGGCCGAGACAGGUCCAGUGAUUGACAUGCCUGUACCCUCCAGCUACAAUGACAUCACGCAAGAUGUUAAAAUCAGGGAUUUCAUUGGCUGGGUGUGGUAUGAGAAGGACGUGUGGGUGCCCACACGCUGGAUCCAGGAUCAGGGAACACGAGUGAUGUUCCGAGUUGGAAGUGCACACUAUUAUUCUGUGCUUUGGGUAAAUGGGAUUAAAAUGACGGAACACGCAGGCGGUCAUCUCCCCUUCGAGGCCGACAUCAGCGGUGUGCUGCGACAGAGUCCCGGAAGCACGUGUCGAAUCACCAUCGCAGUGAACAACACUUUAACUCUCGAGACUCUACCACCAGGAACCAUUCAAUACUUGACCGAUCGCACCAGAUAUCCUGCUGGUUACUUCAUUCAAAACACUAACUUUGACUUCUUCAACUAUGCUGGAAUACACCGAUCUGUGCUGCUGUACACUACACCGAAGGUGCACAUUGAUGACAUAACAGUGGAGACAUCUUUCUCGGAUAACAUCGGGCUGGUCAGUUAUAAAGUGUCUGUGUUGGGCGGCUCUAAGGCCGAUGUGAAAGUGAUGCUCUCGGCUCAGGACGGCCGAUGUGUGGCCUCAGCAAACGGAUCUACAGGAGUUCUGAAAGUAACCAACGUCAAUCUCUGGUGGCCAUACCUGAUGCACGAAAAUCCAGGAUACCUGUACUCCAUGGAGGUUGAGGCUACAGCGGAGGAUGGACAGAAGGACAUUUACACUCUUUCUGUGGGCAUUCGUACUGUAAAAGUGACCAGCACACAGUUUCUCAUCAACAACAAGCCGUUCUACUUCCAUGGAGUGAAUAAACAUGAAGAUGCAGAUAUUCGUGGUAAAGGCUUCGACUGGCCUCUUGUAGUGAAAGACUUUAACCUGAUGAAGUGGAUGGGGGCGAACUCGUUCCGCACCAGUCACUACCCGUAUGCUGAAGAGAUACUGCAGAUGGCCGAUCGUCACGGCAUUGUGGUUAUAGACGAGUGUCCUGGAGUUGGAAUCAAAGACAUCCGCAGUUUUGGGAAUGCUUCUUUGGCCCAUCAUCUGAUUGUCAUGGAGGAGCUGGUGAAACGUGAUAAGAAUCACCCAUCUGUGGUCAUGUGGUCCGUGGCCAAUGAACCGGCAUCUGAGAUGCCGCCUGCUGAAUUCUAUUUCAAAGAACUCGUGUCACAUACUAAAUACUUGGAUUCCACUCGACCUGUCACGUACAUCACAAACAGCAACUAUGCCAGAGAUAAAGGGGCUCCAUACGUGGACGUUAUUUGUGUGAACAGCUACUUCUCGUGGUAUCAUGACCCGGGACACGUUGAAGUCAUCAGUAUUCAGCUCAACACUCAGUUUGAUAACUGGUAUGAGAAAUACAAGAAACCCAUAAUACAGAGUGAAUAUGGAGCAGACGCCGUGCCUGGACUACACAAUGAUCCGCCCAUGAUGUUCACAGAGGAGUAUCAAAAGACCGUCCUGCAGAACUACCACAACGUGUUUGAUCAGAAGAGGAAGCAGUUUGUCAUUGGAGAACUCAUCUGGAACUUUGCUGACUUCAUGACGGCUCAAACCAUCACUCGAGUGGUUGGGAAUAAGAAAGGGAUCUUCACCCGUCAGCGGCAGCCGAAAGCUGGAGCAUUUCUCCUGAGAGAGCGCUACUGGAGGAUCGCCAAUGAGACCGGUGUGCUGCCCACCUGGGCCAGAUACCCCUGCCAAUGAGCUCGCUGGAUCAGCUGCUUCUUGUGUUCAUGCUGAUGUACAACCUGCAGUAUGACGAUCAUCUCUGUGGAAGCACACAGACCCUUCUGGACAAUUCUUAAAUGUGAAUCAAAUCAUUUCUGAAUGCUGUUUGUCCUGUGUUACGACACUCAGGUGGCACAAAUACUCUAUGGAAACCACUUUUUGGAUCAACUCAUGUUAUGGACACACUAGUUCAGCUGUUGAAAUGCAGCAACACUGUUACACCAGAACAGGAAUAUCUUUGCUCAAAAGUGCCUUAUCCAAGUGUUCAGUCUCUGGGAAUAAACAAUUUUCAUGUUUAUGUUUAAUACAGAUGGCCGAAUUAAACUUGUGAAACCUGUCCAGAUCAUAUUUCCACCCAAAAUCAAAAGAAAUCAAACAUUAUGUUUUGCACAAACAAUGAAGCCUAUUUUAGGACCUUUUUUGUAUUAUUUGUAAUAAUUAUUUACAUUCCCAACCAAAUUCUAAUUACUGUAAUGCAACAUAAAAAAAAAAGCUAUAUUCAUUUAAUUUACAGUAUUUAUACAUGUCUGCAUUUGUUGAACUGCCUUUAUUUUAGGCCGAUUAAAAAGCAAAACAUUAAUUUUACAGCUGACCAUUUAAAUAAUAAAUCACAUUAUGGAAAUAACCAUUUGCAGGGAAAUGUGUCGAAAUGUCAUGAAAAUAUUCAUCCAAAAAUAAACUUCAAUUUCAUUUUUUUCUGAAUUGAUUUUGGGUUGAAAUGUGGACGUUUUUGUUAAGAUUCACCAAAACAAGGGGUAUUGGGGGGGGGGUGUUAAAUGUUGAUUCAAUGUAUAUAUGUUGUGUUCUUUCUUUGUUAUAUGUCUAUGAAUCAAUAAAAAACAUUUAAUUAAAAAAAAAUUUAAAAAAAGGAAUUCACCAAAACAGGUUUUUUUUUUUCUAAUCCUGUGGACCUUUAGUCCUUUAGUAUCUGCAGUUAUCUUUAAUCUUAAUCAACUUUUAUUCAUUUGGGUUGUAUAGCAGCAGAAUAAAACAUGGUGGCUUUUCUCAGUGUGUUUUGUUCAUUUUUGGAACAUUGUAAAGUGCACCUUACUUUGUCAUGAGCAACUCAAGAAGUCCUUAGUCUUUCUCGACAUUACAGACAUCCUCAGCGAUGUUGUCAUCGAGUAUUAUCAUGCUGAAAUAAACAACAUUCCACAAGAACAUUCUUGAAAUUCA
This is a messenger RNA of Myxocyprinus asiaticus (Chinese sucker), 3174 nucleotides long. It is a transcript of the gene gusb, whose product is annotated as glucuronidase, beta. Gene Ontology annotation, biological process: carbohydrate metabolic process; glucuronoside catabolic process. The transcript is spliced from 12 exons. NCBI's taxonomy places the organism in Eukaryota, Metazoa, Chordata, Actinopteri, Cypriniformes, Catostomidae. The coding region runs from base 55 to 1974 and encodes 639 amino acids. Gene Ontology annotation, molecular function: beta-glucuronidase activity; carbohydrate binding. The record is from RefSeq and is a predicted model, not a curated record.